AGUUCAGAUUAAUUCGAGCACUAUCAUCUUUGGUUUGAUAGGUUUAUUUGGUGUUUGAUCUCAUAUUAUUAAAAUGAAGGUGUUUAUACCUCUCCUGUGUAUUGUGGCGCUGGCAAUCGCCGAACCACCAGUCGGCGACGGCUACGCAUCAGCACGCUCCAGCCAUCACGACCACGACCAUGGUCACGACCACAGCCUAGACUUCCAAAGAUCUCUGUCCCAAGAGUACGGACCUCCCACCUCCCGGUCUUUUGGAACCUCCCGUAACGCCCUCUCAACUGAAUACGGACCUCCGAACGCAAGAUCAAGCUCAAGAUCUGGUCUAUCCCAGAGUUACGGAGUUCCGAGCGCUCGUAGCAGUCUUUCGCAAGAAUAUGGAGUUCCAAAUGCUAGGAGUAGCAGCCAGUUUUCGUCUUCUCGGAGCCUUUCAACUGAGUAUGGUCUACCCAGUUCUAGAAGCUCACCGUCUACUGAGUAUGGAGUUCCUAGCUCUCGUUCUUCGCUGUCUACUGAAUAUGGAGUACCAAGUGCACGUACCCCUUCUUCCGAAUAUGGAGUACCGAAUUCCCGAUCUUCCCCUUCUGCCGAAUACGGAGUUCCCAGUUCCCGGUCCUCCCCCUCAACGGAAUACGGAGUCCCCAAUGCAAGGAACAGCCCAUCUGAGCAGUAUGGAGUACCUGCAGCCAGGAACUCUUUGUCUGAAGAAUACGGCGUGCCAGCUGCAAGGAAUUCGCUCUCUCAAGAAUACGGUGUACCAUCUUCAAGGUCUAACAUCGAUGGGAGGACGCCAUCCACUCAGUAUGGACCCCCUGAAUUUCGCUCCACACCCUCUGAAGAAUAUGGAGUACCUUCCCAAAGAAGCUUCGGUGCCCGCAAUCCUUCUCAAAAAUAUGGCCCACCGACUUCAAGAAAUUCUCCCUUCUCGCCGAAUGCUUUGUCUCAAGAAUAUGGUGUUCCAUCAACAAGAACUGCUGAUGCUAAAAGCUUUACUACGCCCAAAAGCAUUGCAAAGUCCUUUUCUGCCUCAUCACGGUCAUUCAAAUCCCAAUCAUCUCGUUCUUUUGGUUCCCGUACACCAUCAACCAGCUACGGUCUCCCCAGUGCAAGGAAUUCUGAUUCUUAUUCCCAGGGUGCUAAGGCUCCUUCUCAAUCGUACGGUGCGCCAGCUCGUGAUGUGUCAGAUACGUAUGGAGUGCCUAGUGCGAGGGGUUUGUCUCAGGAGUACGGUGUGCCUGCGAUUCGGGCUGCGGUCCAGAAGACUGGUGCUGUCGCUUCGUCUUAUGCUGAUGCUGCUGCCAGGUCUCCUCCAUCAGACACAUACGGGGUCCCUGCAGCUCGCGACUCGAUGCCGUCAGACCAGUACGGAGUUCCUGACCAGUACAACAACCAGAACAACCAGGGUUACUCUUACGCCAGGGAUGCUCUCAACGAACUCUUGAACCAGGAGCCAGCUAACUACGACUUCGCAUACAAAGUGAAUGACUUCGAGUCAGGCAGCGAUUUCGGGCACACGGAGACGAGACAGGAGAACAGGGCUGAAGGGUCCUACUUCGUGGUGCUGCCUGAUGGUACCAAGCAGACUGUGGAGUACGAGGCAGAUGAGCGUGGCUUCAAGCCGAGGAUCUCCGUGGAACCUGCAGACCUUGGACGUUCGGGCUACGAUGAUAAUGCAGCUGACCUCGCUAGGUCUGGUGAUGGACCUUAUUGAGUAGAGUAUAAGGGUUAUUUUGCAAUGGUGGAAUGAGAAGUAUUUAGUGGAAGAAAUAGAUUGGUUUCAUGUAUGGUCGCUUAAUAGAUAGAAUAGUUUUGUUUUUGAAACUUGUAAAUGAAAAUUGU
Helicoverpa armigera (cotton bollworm) is the source of this 1836-nucleotide messenger RNA. Its product is annotated as pro-resilin-like. The transcript is spliced from 7 exons. Gene Ontology annotation, cellular component: extracellular matrix. NCBI's taxonomy places the organism in Eukaryota, Metazoa, Arthropoda, Insecta, Lepidoptera, Noctuidae. The coding region runs from base 74 to 1708 and encodes 544 amino acids. The record is from RefSeq and is a predicted model, not a curated record.